AUUGUGAAAUCUUACAUUUCCAGUUUAAACAGCUUAAACUUCAGCAUCCAUAUUCCCCACCUUCCAACCACUGAUACCUAUCAACGAUCCUCACAUGGAGAAGAGGAUCCAAUUGAUAAGAAGCCAGCUUGUUUCACAACGUCCUCACUUGUUUCUUCUUUCACUAGCCUUCGCUUUCCUUGUGGCAGAUCCAUUUGGUUUAAGUCCAGUAGGGGACACUGACUUUAAUCCAGUGAAGAAUGACAUUGCACCAUACAAACAAGUCAUGGAAAGUUGGCAUGGAGACAAGAAUAACCGGUUAGGCCUCGGCAAUUUGGAGUUUGUUAAUGAAAUUUAUGGUCCUGAAUCACUUGAAUUUGAUAUUUUGGGUCAUGGACCAUAUGCUGGACUAGCUGAUGGACGUAUUGUACGGUGGAUGGGGGAAGAUGCUGGUUGGGAAACAUUUGCACUCGUCACACGUAACUGGUCGGAGAAGCUUUGUGCUAAAGGAAAAGAUUCAACAACACCUAAGCAAUACAGAGUUGAGCCAGAAUGUGGCAGGCCCCUUGGGCUAAGGUUCAAUAAACAGACAGGGGAUUUGUACAUAGCAGAUGCAUACUAUGGACUCCUAGUUGUGGGUCCUGAAGGAGGCGUGGCAACGUCCUUGGCUACACAUGUUGAAGGGAACCGAAUACUCUUCGCCAACGACCUUGAUAUCCAUACAAAUGGCUCCAUCUUCUUCACGGACACUAGCAAGAAAUACAACAGAGUGAAUCAUUUUCUCAUAAUGUUAGAAGGAGAAGACAGUGGUAGACUUCUUAGGUACGAUAUUGCUACGAAAUCUACUCAUGUUGUUUUGGAUGGAUUGACGUUCCCUAAUGGAGUACAAUUAUCCAAGGAUCAAACUUUUCUUCUCUUCACUGAAACAACCAAUUGCAGGCUGAUGAAAUACUGGAUAGAAGGUCCAAAGAGAGGGAUAGUUGAGAUUGUUGCAAACCUUCCAGGAUUUCCAGACAACGUAAGGGUGAACGAAAAAGGUCAAUUUUGGGUUGCAAUAGAUUGUUGUAGAACUCGUGCACAAGAAGUCCUGAUAAACAAUCCAUGGAUGAGAAGCAUUUACUUUAGAUUACCAAUUCAGAUGCGUUACCUGGCUAGAUUGAUGGGGAUGAAAAUGUACACUGUUAUAUCACUCUUCAAUGAAAAUGGAGAAAUUAUUGAUGUUCUUCAAGAUAAAAAAGGUGUAGUUAUGAAGUUGGUUAGUGAAGUUAGAGAAAUAAAUGGCAAGCUAUGGAUUGGGACUGUGGCUCAUAACCAUAUUGCUACCCUUCCAUACCCAUAAAUAAAACUAUGUUUUGCAUUUCUUUUUUUAUUAAUUAAUUUUGCAAUCUUAGUAUGGCUUCCUUCAUUUAUGUGUAACAAAACUAAUGAAUAAUACCCCAACACUUGUUUAACCCAUU
Messenger RNA from Solanum tuberosum (potato), 1436 nucleotides. RefSeq names its product protein STRICTOSIDINE SYNTHASE-LIKE 13. The transcript has 4 exons. NCBI's taxonomy places the organism in Eukaryota, Viridiplantae, Streptophyta, Magnoliopsida, Solanales, Solanaceae. Gene Ontology annotation, cellular component: endomembrane system. The record is from RefSeq and is a predicted model, not a curated record. Gene Ontology annotation, molecular function: hydrolase activity. Bases 95 to 1318 code for a protein of 407 amino acids.